CGGCCCUGAAGCAGCACGACCCCUACAUCACCAGCAUCGCAGACCUCACGGGCCAGGUCGCUCUGUACACCUUCUGCCCCAAGGCCAACCAGUGGGUGAGUGCGGCCAGGCCGCUGAGGUCGCCCGCCCGGCCACCGCCUCUUAAAGGGACCGCGCGGACUGUCCUGGGUUGGGGACGAUUCCGGAGGCCAGGGCGGCAGAGGAGAGGCCAGGGACUGGAGAAGAGACAGGCCGGUCCCUGAAAGGUGUCAGGGGCUUCGAGGAUUGGGAGAGAGGAGCGAGAGAAGUAGGCCCAAGACGUCCCGAGGGAAAAGCCGAUAGAGGGGAGGAUUGCAGGAGGAUCAGUCCCAUGGGGUCGGGUCCGGGGACAUGGGCGAUCUGCCUUCUUUGCAGAUGUGUUGGAGAAUGAGAACGGUGGGGUCAGAAAGAUACCUGAAAGAUUGCGUUUGAAGCUGUGAGGGUUAUUAGGAGAAGACUGAUAUAGAAGGGACCUUAUUUGUAUAUCGAAGGUCUUGUUCUGACUGGGGCAGGUUCCUUCCCAUGGUUUCUAAAGCAGAGGGAUUCAGCAGGAAUUAUUACUGACAUCUGGUCCUCCCCACCUUUUUGUAUUAGGAGUUAUCUUUUAAGGAUUGCCUUUCUCCAUUGAUGGUAAUUAACAAGAAUUUGUCAAAUAUUCUCUAAAUUCUGGUGUAUGGCUUUGAGAUCUUGUCCAAAUACACUGAUCUCUUUUUUUUUCCUUUGUAUGUAAGUGCUUUGAUAUUACAUAUUAACUAUAGCAGCUCUUUAUUCUUUGCCACUUUGUUCCCUGCCCUUCAUCUUUCUCCUUUAAAAAAAAAAAAAAAAAGGCCUUUAUCCUUCACCUACUUCAUUAUUCUUUAUUACCUAUGUAAAUCUCUAGAAACUCAUUUGUAGUUAGAGCCUCAGUAUCUAUGAUAUUUGGAAAGUACUUUCCUGGCCUUACUGUUACAGAAUAGUACAGAUCCACUGUUUGUAGAAAAUAUGAAGUUUAGUAUAAUAAAUGAUUUGGUUUAAUAAUAUUCAUAGAGGCUUACAGUGUUGAUCCUAACAAAAGGAAACCAAUGAAACUAUUUGGGAAAUGUGAGAAUAUUUUAUGUGCCUUGGAUUAAGGUAUGCCACAGUGUCAGAAUAUCACUUUGCAGAGACCUUAGUCUAGAAGAAGCCUGGAUUUGGGGUCAGAAAACCUAAAGCUGAAUUCUAGUCACAUUAUUUGUGUGACUUUGGACAAAAGCCUUAAUCAUUCUGAGUUUAUUUCCUAAUCUGUAGAGUAGUAUUCUAAAAUCUCUCCCAUGUACACAGAGAAAUGAAUGAGAAACUGUGAAAUGUUGUAUACAUGUGAGGAGUGUCUAAAGGGUCAUGUACUGACUCACCCUGAUAGGAGAACCAAGGACAUUUGUUAUUAUAGGAUUCGAGACAUUUUCUGUCUAACUCAGGAGAACUGUGGAAAGACCUGUUUGGUGUAAGAAACAAUCAUGAUUGUUAUGGUUGACAAGUCUACCUAAAGUAGACAUACUAAAUACUAUAUACUAUACUAAAUACCAAAUACUAAAUACUAUACUCUAUACUAAAACCAAGUCUGUACCGUAUUUAAAAUAAGUGAUAUUUUUGUUGAGCAAAUGUUUAUUCAACAUCUACUGGCUAUCUAUCUUGGGAUACAACUGCAAAAAAACAAGACGAGAACCCUAUUUGUGUGGAGUUUACAUUCUAGUGGAGAAAGACAGUAAAUAUAAAAAAUAAUAAGUGGUAUGGGAAAAAAGAGGUGGGCUGGAGGUAUUGAACUUGAGAGCAGGCUGGGAACCUGAGAAAGAGUAGUUCUUAGGUAAGUGUCACUGAGAAAGUGAUAUUUGAGGAGAAGCUUGCAGGGGGUGAGAUAACUAGAUUCGGGACGAGUGUUCCAGGCAAGGGUCUUUAGGUAGAAGUGCUCUCCUGUAGGGAAAGUGAAGAGCUCGGUGUGGCUGGAGCAAGAGAACAAGAGGCAGAGGAGAGGAAGGCAAGGAGGACACAUACCAGCCAAGGCCCUGGUGGUCUUAGCAAGGCCACCGGCCUUCAGUCUGAGGGACUAAGCCCUUGGAAACUUCUGAGAAGAGGAGGGAUAUGAUCUGUCUUAAAUUUUUUGUUUACAAUUUUAAGUGCUAACAAUAUUGUGUAAUGCAAUAAUGUAGUUAUUCUUUGAAAUGGAAAUAAAGAAGUAGAUAACAUUUCUGUGAAUUAAACAGUGACUACAGGGUUGUUUGGUUUUUUUUUGUUGUUUUGUUUUGUUUUGUUUUGUUUUUUGUCAAAUCUAAGGUCAGCCUCACCUUACCAUGGUUUUACCAUUGUGAAUCGACUGAAUAUGCACAAUCUGGUUGAACCAGUGAAUAAAGAUUUGGAAUUUCAGCUCCAUGAACCAUUUCUUCUGUAUAGAAAUGCAAGCUUGUCAAUAUACAGCAUCUGGUUUUACGAUAAGAAUGACUGUCACCGCAUAGCCAAACUCAUGGCCGAUGUGGUAGAAGAGGAGACACGGCGGUCCCAGCAAGCUGCUCGGGACAAACAGAGUCCCAGCCAGGCUAACGGCUGCAGUGACCACAGGCCCAUCGACAUUCUGGAGAUGCUAAGCAGAGCCAAGGAUGAAUAUGAGAGGAAUCAGAUGGGCGACUCCAAUAUCUCCAGCCCUGGGUUACAGCCAAGCACUCAGCUCUCCAAUCUGGGAAGCACCGAGACUCUAGAAGAGACGCCAUCUGGGUCACAAGAUAAGUCUGCUCCAUCUGGACACAAACAUCUGACAGUGGAAGAAUUAUUUGGAACCUCUUUGCCAAAAGAACAGCCAAGUGUGGGUCUGGAUUCAGAAGAAGUGGAGAAGCUGCCAGGAGAUGCCUCCCAGAAAGAGCCCAGCUCAUUCUUACCAUUUCCCUUUGAGCAGUCAGGAGGAGCCCCUCAGUCGGACAACCUGGGUGUCCAUCCUGCCGCCCACCACUCAGUCCAACCUGAAGUCCCCACCCCGGUGCUGAUCACUCCCGCCUCCAUCACACAGUCCAGUGAAAAACAGGCCCCCGUCUAUGCCGUCCCAUUGCGCCCUGUGCUCAGUCCGACUCUACCAGCAGAAGCUCCUACGGCACAGGUUCCCCCCAGCUUACCCCGAAACGCCACCAUGAUACAGGCAGUGAAGACCACGCCAAGACAGAGGUCUCCACUCCUGAGCCAGCCAGUCCCUGAGCUGAGCCACGCCAAUCUGACUGCCACCCAGAGCCCCUUCAGGGCCCCACUGAGUGUGACAAACACAGCUGGUACCUCGCUCCCAAGUGUUGAUCUUCUCCAGAAACUCAGGUUGACCCCACAGCAUGACCAAAUACAGACGCAGUCACUUGGGAAAAGUGCCAUGACAUCCGGCUUUUGUUCAGCAGCCGGCCAGCUGGCCACACCUGAGAGCUUCAUAGAGCCUCCCCCUAAGACUGCAGCCGCGCGAGCCUCAGCAUCCCUCAGCAACAUGGUGCUUGCUCCCCUUCAGUCUAUGCAGCAAAACCAGGAUCCUGAAGUCUUUGUCCAGCCUAAGGUGUUACCCAGUGCCAUCCCGGUCGCAGGCCCCACGCUGGUCACUGCAACAACCAUGGCAGUGUCCUCAGUCCUGCUGUCCCCAAGUGUUUUCCAGCAGACAGUUACAAGGUCCGCAGACCUUGAGAGGAAAACAGGCGCCCCCUCUCCCCUGACUGUUGGAACAUCAGAAAAUCAGAGAAAGCCUUCCAUUAUUCUCAGCAAGUCUCAGCUCCAGGAUACAUUAAUACAUCUAAUAAAGAAUGAUUCCAGCUUCCUCAGUACACUUCACGAAGUCUACUUGCAGGUUCUGACCAAGAACAAAGACAACCACAACUUAUGACUGGAGCAGGAGAAAUCCGAAGGCAGAGUGUCGACCUCAGAAACAAAUAGGCCUCGUCAUGGAAACUUCUAAACAGAACUUUAAGUUGUGAGAAUCCUGAAAUUGAGCCUAUGAGAAAGAGACUCAUUCCUUAAGAAUGUUUUCCAAGUGACGUUCUCAGUGAUAAUGGAGGUUUCACUGUGAAGCAUCACCAGCAGACCUUUGUUUUGACAAAAAAAAACAAAAACAAAAACAAAAAAAGACCAUUGUGUUAAAGUUGUGUGGGUGUUUUCAUCAGCUCUAAGAAAGGAUGUGAAAUUAGGAGUCUGAUUUUCAGCUUGCUUUCACUUUCAAGGUCUUAGGAGGGGUCACCAGCCUUGCAGCAGAAUUCAGCCCAGCCGCGCCCCUUCCCCUGCUCCUCCCCACCCUAGAAACUCGAGUCUUAGGCUCAUAGUCAAGUUCUGAAAAGAGCAGAAGUCUGCUCUGUGCAAAGUAGCUUUGAGUUUUAAGGAUCAGAGUUUAAGUUGGCGAAUUAAGACUGAUUUGUUCCAAGUGAAGUAUAUUUUAUAUGAAUGCCCCGUCUGGGCCUCAAAAAGUUCUGAAAUUUCUCAGUUGUGCUUUGUUUCUAAGUGUCCCCCGUGCUGCCAUGCAGCGGCUCCCAGGGCAGUGAUACCAUGAGAAGAGGGCCCCGCCAGGCCCUGUGACAAUAUGGGAGUAGCAUGUCACACCUUGGAAGCAAAGGCUGGGGCUGGUAAAGACCGAACGCGAUCAGAAACCUUCACUUUACGUUAAACUCUUGAGUGGUUUGGACAGUGUUAAGUUUUGUGUGAAGUGUAGCCUUAUUUUCCUUUUCUGUCUAAAUGCAGAAAUCAUUGUUGAUUGUUUUCCUUAACACUUUGACAAAAGGACCAGUGGACCAAUCUGACAAAGCCAUUCUGGUUCCAUUCCUCGAGUCUACUGAGAGUAGUUUUAAAGCUAUGCAGAAAAGGGAGCUUUUAUUCACACUGCCCUUACUUUAUUGUAGAAUAUGGAGGUAAAAACAAAGUGUGAAAUUCAGAACUUUACCAAUGUAUUCCUAGGCUGUGAGUACUUGUGCAGCCCAGAGUGUGAAGAUGUGUAAAGAUGCUUUGUUAUGCUGCUAUUGACCUGCCAUGAUUUAUAUUUAUUCUUUUAUGGCAUGUAAUGGUGAUUAGUAAUAUUUUAAUGUAGAUUUUGAUUUAUUUCAGCAAUAGUAAUUUUAAGAUACUCUUUGAAUGAAAGUGUCUUCGUUUCUAUGAUACAGAUCAUUUUGUAGUAUUUAACCAAUUAAGAUGCACUGCUUACUUUUCUGAGCACUAUUUAAUGAUGGGGUAAAAACCCAAUUGGCUCAACCAGCUAGCAUAAGGAUUAGCUAUGAAUAAUGCUGAUGGAUGUGAUGGUUCCUCGGAACAAUCAUUUAAGCUUUAAUGGUAACUCAAUCAUAAAUCCAUAGAUUUUUUUUUUUUUCCUAGCUGAGAUUUUAGAAAACUACUUGUGAAUGACAUACUUGUUUUAGUUUGGUCUUAGUUCUUUUUUAGCAUAAAGAAUACUUUAAUUGGCUUUUGUUGGUCUAAACAUGCUUCCUGGGCAACUUUUCUGCUUGUCAACUUAGUGUCUUCUCUUCCUGUCUACCUGGUUAUUUGUGAAUUGUUCAAAAGUCAGGGAAGCUCAUACAUUCUCAUACUCCAUUGGGAAUAGUUUGUUUUCAAAAGUAGUGUGUAAAUUCAGCAACCAAAAAUGGAUUGCUCGUACGUCACCCAGGAAGGAGAACAUCGAAGUAAGAUACAGAGUGUUACAGCAGGAGAUGGUGUUGGGGGAGCCCAUGUGACUCCAGAAACAGGUUUUCUCAGAGAAGAGGUUUGACUACACCCCCAGUGUAGCUUCAGUGGGCUUUGGCACGUGGAAGAAUCAAGGGAUUCUUGUUGUGAUAGGCAUUUGACUUGAAAUGCCUUGAGUAUGUAUAAUAUUAUGUGGGAGUUAAGAGCGACUAUCUUAAAGAGGGUCUGCAGUCAGAUCUGUUAAUGUUCACCCUUUAAUUCCAAGCAAGGAAUAUGUUAGACAGAAAAGAGAAUCUAUGAUAAGGUUUCUUUAGUGGGAAGAUAAACUUUUAAGUGCCCAAGUCAUGGAGACCUGAAAAGGGUAAGCCUGUUUCAACUCUAAGAUUCAUGUAUGAUUAACUUAAAAUUCAGAAGCCAGAAGUUCACUGUCACGAUUACCAGGAAGUUUAGGCCAGAAUGAGUCCCCAGAAAAGUCAGGCCAAGCCUGAACAGUUGCAGUUGUAUGACCCUGGCCGGGAAGUCACAGCUCAGUUGCCUUACUCCUCGGUCACACUUACUAUCCAGAACCUCAUGCUGGCUUAGGUUGCAUGUUUACGUUGCUACGGUGACUUCACUGGAACCUUCACUUCAAACCUUAGUUCAAUCAGAAUGGACAUCAAAACACAGAUGCUUCUUGCUAGUUCUGCAUUUAUGCCACCAUGUCCAUCUGUGCGCCACCCCCCCCCCACCCCAGGCCAGUGGGUGGCCCUGCUCUUGUGUUGUAGUCACAUGGUGUCCUGAAUGGACUCCUGCACCUCCCAGACAGCCUUGUUCCUUUAAGGCAGAAACCCCUCCUCGUCGUGCGUCUCUCCAGAGUUCCUAAGGUGGGACUUUGAAUCCUAAGUUUCCAAGUGACUGUCAGUGUCAGGAGACGCCUCUCAUACUGUCUACGUGGGAGUGUCCACAGCUCACCUUCCAAGGCUUUUCAGCAGGCUUCACAGAGUGGUGUCUUGCAAAGAGCCCAAGUUGACUUGGGUCCUUCUCUGCUGAAGGCUGCACACACCUUGUUUAGAAUGUGUCCGGCCCAAUUUUGCAUGUCAAGCAUCUGUUCUUUUCCUGCCUGUGUUUCCUUGUAAGAACUAUAAACCCUAUCAAAUCCUGUACUAGGUAAAUAUGUUUAAACCAUGCAGCUUUAUUCUUCCCCCCCACCCCCCCAAGAAUGUAGCUUGAAGUUUUCUCAUUUGGGUAGAAGAGGCCAUAACUGCCAUUGUAUUACUAAUAAUGCAACAUGAAAUUGAAGGUGCCUAACUGCUUAAAAAACAAAAUCAGCCAUCACACAGUAACUGGGCAAAAGGUAGAAACAGGAAUGAGAGGGGGCACAGGCACGGGGCGUCUGGUCCACGUGAGUGAGGACAAGGAUUCACGGGGACGGGUGUCCCGCAUUCUUGCUGCAUAUUUGCUGCUGAGCACACGUUUCUUUCUUACCUAGCUUUGGUUUUCUUCGGUUGUGUUCAGAGUACCUUCUGGAACCAAGAGUGCCCUGUGUUUUCAGGUGUAUAAAAUGUUAAGAUCUAAACCAAGUAAAGCACCUUGCACGGGCUUUUUAAAAGCUGUGCCUGAGAACAUUUCCCUGAGUGGGCCGGGGCCUCAAGGAGCCUGUUUUCCAGCAAAUUCAGCAGGAGAGAUGUGUGCAAUGUUUCACUCGGUUUUGUAUUUGACAUCAUUUAAAAUGCUAAGAUGCAAUAUCGUUCACUUUGGGGAAAAUGCAGAAGCGUGUUUCCCUUUUACCUGUGUGAUCCUUAAGAAAUGUGUUUUUAAAAUAUGUGUUCUAACUGGUUUUUUAUUCUGUAUUACUGCUUUGGCCAUGUGGCUCUCAUGACUUUCCGUGUACCAGAUUCUCCACUCCCUGAGACGCGGGGGUGAGAAGCUCUGGAAUUACAGCAAGAUUUUGUUCCAUGAGCGCAAUACUGCAUCAUUAACAUUUUUAAUGGUAUGGAUUUUAUACCAUCUGUGUAUGUUUGCAAAUAUUAAGUUAUUACAUGUUUUCAAAUGAGCAUUUUUCAUCCUAAAUUUUAUAUGUUUGCAAAUAUAUUUUUUUAAUAAAAGUUCAAAACCAAGUUUUAGCACCUA
This is a messenger RNA of Panthera uncia (snow leopard), 7752 nucleotides long. RefSeq names its product decapping mRNA 1A (gene DCP1A). The transcript is spliced from 10 exons. Gene Ontology annotation, cellular component: P-body. The record is from RefSeq and is a predicted model, not a curated record. The coding region runs from base 2351 to 3868 and encodes 505 amino acids. NCBI's taxonomy places the organism in Eukaryota, Metazoa, Chordata, Mammalia, Carnivora, Felidae. Gene Ontology annotation, molecular function: mRNA binding; enzyme activator activity. Gene Ontology annotation, biological process: positive regulation of catalytic activity; deadenylation-independent decapping of nuclear-transcribed mRNA; deadenylation-dependent decapping of nuclear-transcribed mRNA.